CUUUGAAAAUACUACAGUGUUUGAGUGAGCUACGGUAGGAAGUGAAUUAUAGUUCAAGCGAAUUUGAAAUAAUCUCUGAUACUACCUUGUAUAAAGCUGCUGCAUUAUUUAACGGUGAAGCUAUCAAUGGCAACAGAAGCAGUUUUGAGGCCGCAUGUCGAUCAAGAAAAUCCGAACCCCUUGAACUUCAAAGGGGGAAAUGCGUCAGGUAUAACUUCAGUAACUCCUUUGUCUAAAAUUUUAAUGUCUUAAGUUUGAUCUCCAGUGGUAUGUGAAAAAUCAUUGGGAAGAACAUUUAAUAGAAAAAUUUUUUGCUUAAAAGUACAAGUUACCGAUAAUAAAACGAAAAUCAAGCUCGAGUGGAAAUGUUUAUAGACUUUCUCGCCUUUACUCAGAUUAUAUAGUUUACUCACUGUAGCUACUUUAAUCCUUUACGACCUACCAUCAGUAUGCAUAUCCUCCAUACUAUUCUCUCUAAAUCUUCGGGGCUGAUAAGGAGAAUUUCUUUAACAAUCAAAAGCAAUUCCUUUGUUGGUGAUAAUUUAUUUUAUUCUUUUGAACUUAGUGAGUGAUUCAGGAGUAGUAUUGUGAGGACAAAUGAAUUGCUAGUUACUCUUAGAGGUUGUUUUUCAUAUAAGUAACAGUACCCCCGGUUAACUAUUGAUAGAUUUAUGGGAAGGACCAGUCUGUUACUGUCAUGCAUUUAGAUUGGGACAAUGGAAUAACAUAUAAUAAUUUUGCAAUUACUUUAUUACAAAGGGAGAAAAUUUGGAGCUGCAAAAUCCUUUAAGUCCAGCAAUGUUCCCUUAACCACUCCAAGACGUGCUCUGGGAGAUGUAGGGAACACUCUAAAACCAGCUGCUUCAAAUUCAAGAAAAGGACUUGCUUUGAAACCAAACAAGCUGAUUGGAAAGACGCCAACAACAACAAAGAUUUUUCAAGAUCAUACCCGAACACCAUCGGCCAAAGGAAAACCACUCUUGCAACAAAUUAGCUCUGCUGGUAUAAAACAAAGUAGCAAACAGAAAACUGCAACUCAAACAAAGACAGCAGUGAAACCAAGAACAAAAGAGGAUCAAGACUCGACUGAACGAGAAGUGAUGUAUCCAUUUACUGACACAGGUACAGGAGUAUAUUCUAUAACCAUACCUCCUUAAAAAGGAGGGGUGCUUAUCACUUAUUAUCUUUUGCUUACAAGGAACUGUAACUUUAUUUUUGCUAAAUCUAAAAGAAACAAAAACUAAAUGUACAACAUCUGCAUAGAUUUAAAGUCAAUGUGGAGAUAGAAAUGACCGUCUAUAUUUGAAGUUUAAAAAGUUAGAAACAAAUUAGCAAUAUGGGUCAUCCAAGGAAGUACACUUUUCUCACAUGGUCUUUCAAAAACAGCCUACCAAGAAGACGAAUGCUUGAGUGUUAUCAUAUGAUCAGUACCAUGUAAAAAAAUCGUCUGGAAAUCUGUUGAAAAAGUUUGUGUUUGCUAAAUUAUACAUUACAAUAAAUUGUGAAUGUGCCUUGUACUGAACUUCAAUUUAACCUUCCGUGAAACUAAAAAUGUAAAAUACUGGCCCUAUUGUAACAACCAGAUCCAGUUUUGAACUUCGGUUUUUAUAAUUGUUUAAUGCAAUAUUUCUCCUUGAUGAACCUUAUUCAACAAAACCAAAUAACUGCAAAACAAAAUAAGAUAACUAAACAGGAAAAAAGAUAGAAAAAACUUUUAUAUUGUAUUUGCAAUUACUUUUUACAUGUGACAUUGUUUCUUAAACCCAUAGUACCUAUAGUGUUAUUUUUUCAAUUAUUUUAUUUUGUUUUUAUUUUAAUUUAAUAUAUUACUUGUACCAUUGUAGUCGUCUUAGUGUAGCUAUGUGGAAUUGUUUUGUGCCAUGAAUUCUGUAUAUUUUUUCUCUUUAUUAUUAUAAAUUUUAGAACCUUAAUUUAAUUUGUGACAAUUUUUUAGAAAUAGAAAACCCUUAAAUACAAUUUUAAAAAAAUAGUACAUAAAACAUACAUUAUCAUUUCUCGUUCCCAUUAGAUGGUGUCCUUCUAAGGUCAAACUAUAUUUCAACAAUUUUGAAGAAUGUUGGAGCUCUUUAUUAUGGCUGUCAGUUUCAACCCACUUAUUCCACUGAUUCUGAUGCUGAAGACAAUGCUGCAGAUUUAUUUCACUUUGAUGAUUACAAAAGACCAACAACAGGUACCAAAGACUUUUUUGUAUUGUAUUUUUGUUAUUUGCUAGAACACUCAGAUAACCUUACUCUGUGAGAGCUUGUGUCACUCCAUCUGUUACUAUAAUGAUUUUGGCUUUUCAAGGUUUCUGUACAUUGAAGUCUGAUAAUUGAGAGCUUUAAAAAAUCAUCAGCACUAAUAGACUCCUCAGAUUAAGUGGUAUCAUCUGAAAACUUUAAAAAGCACCUUGAUGACAGCAUUUGAGUUCAAACUUAGUUACAAAAAAAUUAUAAAAUUUGAUUUGAGGAUGUCCUUGAUGUUACCCUUAGAUCUUGCUUGCUUAGCUAUAGACAUUGUCUGGCAGGGAGAUUGCCUGCAUAACUUAACAAAUCAGAGGGAAGAAACAUUGAUAUAACUUGCUUAGUGACCAUGCUAGCUGACAUGAUCUUACAUUGCAGAACAAAGGUGGAUUCCGAAUUUUUAAUUGGGAGGUCCAAAAUUACUUCUCCACCAACCUACUCCUGCCUCCCCCUCUCCCUCACUUGUAGUAACCUUAAAGAAAAAUCAGCCAGGUUACCAAUAAUAACAUGGAAUCUUGUCAUUACAAGAAUUUUGGUGCAAGACUAGCAAACCACAGGUGUGAUGGGUUAUAGAAGUCACACUACAGAAAAAAACAGAAAGAAAACAUGGCUUGAAACUCAAAGGGAGGAGCUUCUACACAGCCUGGGCAUGGCUUCUUGCCUAAAAGUUACCCAACCUUAUGAUUCUUGAUAGUACUUCAUGAGAUGGGUACAAGAGUUUGAGUUGCGUUGCAACAAACUUGUACAUAUCUUAACUGAUGACACGUUCUGUAUUUUUUAGAUUACACUCGUGACUCACUCCCGUUCGAAAGAGACCUGGAUUCCUUAACUCCCCAAUUUGAUUCCUUCAGCCUUUCGGAUAUUGAACUGCCGCCGGUGGAAAUCGAUUCUCUAGGGCUUGGAUUAUUGUAGAAAUUCAACAUUUUUCCUCUAGUUGUACAUAAAAUUUAAUAACAUUGUUUGUUAUUAAUUUUGUUCUUUUGGAAGGAUAUGUCAAAUCUGUCUAACGCGUUAUUUUUUAACAAUACUAUCUGAGACUUUCUUUAAGUAAGUCUCCCAUUUCUCUUUGCUUCUGUAUAGUAUUAUCAUUUAAAUUUGGC
Molecule: messenger RNA, 3343 nt
Organism: Pocillopora meandrina
Lineage: Eukaryota; Metazoa; Cnidaria; Anthozoa; Scleractinia; Pocilloporidae
Source: the annotation of a GenBank genome assembly